AACGCGAACGCGCCGCGGAAAGGUCGUGCCACACCACGCCACCUUCCGCCACACGCAUCUAUAACAUUUAUCACACAAACUAUCAUCAUAACAAAAAUAACAAACUUCGUGAUCAUCACAAAAAUAUCAACGCGCUUUAUGGACUGACGACAACAAGGACCACAGUGCAGUGAAAUGCUAUCUAGUUUUUCUUCAAAGUGUAACACGUACUUUGUUUCGGAAAUGGUGAUAUCGACCCACGGAGAGUGUUUAUGAGACAUUUUGUAGUGAAAUGAAAGAUCUGUGAUAAUGUAUGCCGUAACGACUGUUUUGUGUGCGCUACUGCACAUUAGCGCUGCGGUGCUUCCCUACGGCUCGGACAAGUGCGUCCGGGAUAGGGACUCGGAGAGUGUUGUUUGCAAGACACGGACUCUUGACGGUGAUGGUGACAGUAUUUCUUCAGUGACUCCGGAUACCACCCGCUUAAACAUCGAGUGUAACCAUUUACUACUCUUCGAAAGCUCGCUGCGGGCCCGCUACUUCGGCCGUGUUACGGGUCUAACUGACCUCUCUAUCACAAACUGCAAGCUUCUACAUGUGCCAGACAACACGUUCCAGGAUCUCGGCAGACUCAAAAGGCUGAAACUACGCUCAAAGAACUACGAAUGGAUUCCGACGAAGAAUUUGGAGUUAUCUUUAAACGCCUUCAAUGGAUUACCCAAGUUGGAAUCGCUGGAUCUCGCCCAAAAUAACAUAAAAUUUAUUCCAUCCGGCGUGUUUUGUCCUUUAGGAAAUUUGACUACAUUAAACUUGACAAAUAACAGAAUAAGAACAGUUGGACAACUUGGGUUUGGCCAGGGCUGCGGAUUGAACGUUCGCAGUUUGGAUUUGAGUAACAACGAGAUUAAAACUCUGCCGGAAACAUCGGAAAUACUCAAACUAGGAAGUUUGCGGUAUUUAUAUUUGCAACAUAACAAUAUCACAGACAUAUCAAACGAUGUUUUUAAUGGACUACUAAUUCGGGUUCUAAACAUAUCACACAAUAAACUAGAAAUGCUGCCCGAAGGAUUGUUUGCUAAUGCACGAGAGUUGAGGGAGCUAUAUUUGAACGACAAUUCGCUCUAUGAAUUAGGGCCAGGCGUGUUCCACCGCUUAGAGGAACUAAUUGUCUUAGAUUUAUCAAGCAAUCAACUGACAAGCAACCAUAUCGACGACGGCACGUUCAAAGGAUUGAUACGCUUGAUUGUCCUAAACUUAGCUAAUAACGCCUUGACGAGAAUCGGAGAGAAAACUUUCAAAGACUUAUUCUUCCUACAAGUAUUGAAUUUGAAAAACAAUUCUAUUGGUUAUAUCGAAGACAAUGCCUUCUUGCCAUUGUACAACUUACACACAUUGAAUUUGGCUGAAAACCGUUUACACACAAUCGACCAGAACCUAUUCAACGGAUUAUUUGUACUUAGCAAAUUGACUCUCAAUAACAAUUUGCUUGUGAACAUCGAUCGAAAAGCCUUCAAGAACUGUUCCGAUUUGAAAGAAUUGGACUUAAGUUCUAAUCAACUAAUGGAUGUUCCCGAAGCUAUCUGGGAGUUGUCUUUCUUGAAAACACUCGACUUAGGCGAGAAUCAAAUAUCAAACUUCAGAAACGGCUCCUUCAAAAACCUCAACCAAUUAACUGGCCUGAGAUUGAUUGACAAUCAGAUUGGAAAUCUCAGCGUCGGAAUGUUUUGGGACUUACCAAGCUUACAAGUACUCAACAUUGCUAAGAAUAAAAUUCAAUCAAUAGAACGCGGUACUUUCAGCCGAAAUACACAGCUGGAGGCAAUACGGCUUGAUGGAAACUACUUGUCGGAUAUCAACGGUGUCUUCUCUUCGCUAGCAAGUUUAUUGUGGCUGAAUCUAUCGGAAAAUCAUCUAGUGUGGUUCGAUUACGCGUUUGUGCCUAGUAAUCUAAAGUGGUUGGACAUUCACGGCAACUAUAUCGAACACUUAGGAAACUAUUACAAGUUACAAGACGAAAUUCGCAUAAAGACUCUAGACGUUAGUCAUAAUCAUAUAGUGGAAAUUUCACCUAUCGCAAUUCCUAAUAGUGUAGAGUUAUUAUUCAUAAAUAAUAACUUUUUGAACAAUAUCCAUGUGAACACGUUUUUCGAUAAGAAAAAUCUUACGCGAGUGGACAUGUACGCGAACGAAAUAGUGCGUUUAGAUUUGAAUAGUUUGCGUUUGUCAACAGUGCCCCAAAAUAAAAGUUUACCUGAGUUCUAUAUCGGGGGCAAUCCGUUCCAGUGCGACUGCUCUAUGGAAUGGCUGCCGAUCAUAAACAAUAUGACUGCUAUGCGGCAGUACCCGCGUGUGAUGGACCUGGAGAAUGUUUUGUGUAAAAUGACCAACACUCGCAGUGGAACUCAUGUGCCCUUAACUAAUCUUAAGACUACAGACUUUCUUUGUAAGUAUGAGACUCAUUGUUUUGCCAUCUGUCACUGCUGUGAUUACGAUGCGUGUGAUUGUGAAAUGACUUGCCCUCAAAAUUGUACCUGUUAUCAUGAUCCCCUGUGGAAUACUAAUGUUGUAGACUGUUCUGGACAAUCCUCAACGGAAAUACCCCAGAAAAUUCCAAUGGACGCUACCGAAGUAUUUUUAGAUGGGAAUGAUAUUAGAGAAUUACAAAAUCAUGUAUUUAUUGGUAGACAAAAAAUGAGAUCUUUGUAUGUAAAUAAUAGUAAUGUAGAUAGUAUUCAAAAUAUGUCUUUCGCGGGACUAAACGCUUUACAAAUUCUUCAUCUCGGUAAUAAUAAGUUAAAAGAGCUGAAAGGUUUUGAAUUUCAUCAAUUAACUAACUUAAAAGAACUGUUUUUGCAAAAUAAUCUUAUCAGUCAUAUCGCUAACAUAUCAUUCCUUUCAUUAAAAUCUUUAGAAAUAUUACGCCUCGAUGGGAACAGAUUAGUCGAUUUUGGUGUUUGGACUUUUAAUAACAACCCCAGUUUAAAAGCUCUGUCUCUUGGGAACAAUUUGUGGUCGUGUAAAUGUCGCUACCUGCAGGAAUUAACUGCGUACCUGGCAGAGAGUGCGCAAAAAAUCAUUGACAUUACUGACGUAUGGUGUUGGAACGGAGACGCGAAGCCGCCGCAGAAAAAAGAACUCAAUUUGAACGGCACAGCCUGCAGCGAUUAUUAUGCCGAUAAUUCAGUGAUCGGAAACAUGCUGGUGUCCAACUAUGUUCCCAUGAUGGUGUCGACUCUCACCGGGUUUAUGUUAAUUUUAUUGGCUCUUGUAGUACUGUUUCUUUUUAGAGAUACACUCAGAGUAUGGCUUUACACGAACUGCGGCAUUCGAGUAUUCUCAUUCGCUGGAGAUUUUGAAGACAGCGAAAAGUUGUAUGAUGCUUAUGUGUGUUAUAGUCCGAAAGAUGAAGAAUUUGUAAUUCAGUCUCUAGCGCCCAAAUUGGAAGGUGGGAACCCCUCGUACCAUCUUUGUCUACAUUACAGAGACAUUCCACAUCACGGGGCCCAAUAUAUGCAAUGUGCGCCACCAGUGAUAGAAGCGGCGGAAGCGUCGAAACGUAUAAUAAUAAUUCUUACGAGAAAUUUCAUGCAAACAGAGUGGGCCCGAUAUGAAUUCCGUCAAGGGUUGCACGACGCGCUCAAAGGGUGCAUUCACAAACUAAUCCUAAUAGAGGAGUGCACGGUCGUGCCAGAUGCAAUGUGCGACCCUGAUCUGCGACCUUAUUUAAAAACAGGGUACCGGCUCAGAUGGGAUCAGAAAAAGUUUUGGGAGAAUCUUAGGUACGCGAUGCCCAAUUCGAGCGGGCAUAAAGGGCGAAGUCAUAAUUAUAGGAAGAGUAUAAACACUUAUACGUUAGACUCAUCAGUGCCUAAUGGGGGGAAUCGUACUUUGCAGUAUCCUGAUAAGUCGCCAGUAUUGGGUGGGCAGGGGGCGAGCGCUCCUCCUGAGUAUAACAGCGAGGUGCGUCAGUCGCCUUCUGCUAUGAGACAGACGCAGGGGGUCGUGUACGGUCCUGAUGGCAGGCCUAUCUCAGAUCAUAUUUAUUCGUCAAUAGAUUCUGAUUACUCUUCUUUAGAGCAUGGCAUGGCCCCCGGCCGGCGGCGCGACAUGCGCCAAUGGCCGCCGCCACCGCCUCUGGUAGACACUGGCAAUACCGUGCAAGGUUACCUAGUCUAAAGGGCGAAGCGUGCCCACCUUCCAGUCAUUGUAUAUAAUAGAUCUAAACCAAUAGUCCGCUGUAUAUAUUGUAAUUAUUAGCUAGUAAGUGCUAUACCAAAUCUAUGUAAUUGAACUAUUAUUGCCUGUUCGUUAUCCUGUGUAUAGAUUGUAAUAAAAUUUUAAAGACUGCUGUAGUAUAUGAGUAUUGUAAAUAGCAAAAACAAGUGAUGAUAGUAUAUUGAUAAUAGUGAUAAUGCGUUAUUUA
Molecule: messenger RNA, 4402 nt
Organism: Ostrinia furnacalis (Asian corn borer)
Lineage: Eukaryota; Metazoa; Arthropoda; Insecta; Lepidoptera; Crambidae
Gene: 18w
Product: 18 wheeler
Exons: 1
Coding region: 289-4155 (1288 amino acids)
Biological process (GO): signal transduction
Molecular function (GO): protein binding
Source: RefSeq, a predicted model, not a curated record